UAGCGUGUGGCUGUUAUGCGAACGUUUAGCCGUUGAUUCGCUUCUAGUGAAUUCUGAGCUUUUGUUUAUAUAAGAAUAAUUCAGUUUAAAUGAAUUAAAAUGGUGAGAAGCAGGAGCAGGACGCCACCACCACGCAGAGAGAGACGCCGCUCGCGCUCGUCCUCCCGCGACCGGGAGCGCAGGCGCAGAGACAGGGAGAGGUCACGAUCACGCUCCAGAGACCGACGGAGGAGCCGCUCGCGCUCCCCACACAGACGCAGAUCCAGGUCUCCCCGCCGGCACCGCUCGUCCUCGCUGUCCCCCGUACGACAGAAGGACCGACGUGAAGAUGAGAAGAAGGACGGGAAGGAGAAACCCGUGAAAGUGCAUCAGAUUUCAGCUGAAGAUAUGGAGGGUAAAACCGAGGAGGAAAUCGAGAUGAUGAAGAUGAUGGGCUUUGGUUCCUUUGAUACCACAAAGGGCAAGAAGGUGAACGGUUCUGUUAAUGCACACGCCAUCAACGUGAUGCAGAAAAGAAAGUACAGGCAAUACAUGAACAGAAAAGGGGGCUUCAACAGACCUCUGGACUUCAUCGCCUGAUUCGCACAGUUCCAGCGGCUCUGGUUUUGAUCUUCGUCUCACUGCAGCUUUGUUCUGUGUGGUUUAACUUUGAUGCUUCAUUUUUUUAACUCAGUUUUUUCCUCAUGUGUUUAAAUGUCACUAGUUGUUCUGUUUGGAUCUGCGUAUCCUAUAGUUUGGCCUUGAAUAAAGUUUAAACAUUUUGAAUAUUAA
Molecule: messenger RNA, 771 nt
Organism: Trichomycterus rosablanca
Lineage: Eukaryota; Metazoa; Chordata; Actinopteri; Siluriformes; Trichomycteridae
Gene: snrnp27
Product: small nuclear ribonucleoprotein 27 (U4/U6.U5)
Exons: 6
Coding region: 100-579 (159 amino acids)
Biological process (GO): RNA splicing
Cellular component (GO): precatalytic spliceosome
Source: RefSeq, a predicted model, not a curated record